AUGUCGCUGCAACCAUUCCUCCUGAAAAAUGUCAAACAAAAGCUCACUAGACAACUCAACGCGUUAAACGGUUUACUCUUCGAAGCUCAAGAGUUUGAGGAGCCAUGGCGCUUCCCCACUCAAGCUCAAGAGUUAGAAAUGUUCCUCAUUUCAAAAGAAAUAGUCGUCAAAAACCUGAUGUCUCAGCUAGAGCAGCGUAAGAACGACAUCAGCGACUACUACGCCGAAUGUAAUCAGUCCAUCAACGACAUUCUUGAAGAAGAAGUCAAAGCAGACAUCGAACAGCAGUUCGAUGAGUACUGGCAGGGUAAAAGAGGAGAAGAACUACUCAGUCAGGCAGAAGACUUCAAGCGCAAACUAGAAAGAAGACUAGUAGAACUUUUAUGCCAAGAAACAAGCGCCAAACAAGAAUUCAAAAGAGAACCACAACAAGGUAGUUCAAACCAAUCCCACUCUCCACAAAUCCUUGACCAGUCAACGACACCAGGCAAUGUUAGGAUGCUGGAACAUAGGUUGCUCGGAAAUGAACUUCGAGUACCUAACUUCUAUGGUAACCCAUCGACGUUUAACUCGUUUUGGGAAUUAUUUGAAGAAUUGGUACACAAGCAGCCAUAUUCAAACAUCGAAAAGUUGUCAAUCCUUAUCAACUGCUGCAAAGGAGACGCAGCUAGAACGCUCCAAAUGAUUCCUCGAACGGGCGAGUCGUACGAUAAAGCGAUUGCUCAAUUAAAAAGCCAGUAUCAGGACCCAAGGCGAAUAAUCAUGCAGAUGAUUAAGAAACUGAAAUCAAUGAAACAAUGCCCUGAUGACUACCGCUCCUUAAGGAACAAUCUCAAUGACAUCCAGGCCAUCAUAGCCACCCUGGAAAAACAAGGAGAAGUCGUCAACACCACCAAUAUGAGAACCAUGGUCUUGGAGACGUUUUCAAAGAAAAUCCAAGACGAAAUGGCGAAAAAGGAGUUCGAUUCUGGUGGCCUGUGGAGCAUGACGAAUCUACUGGAUAAUCUGUCUACAGCUAUCCGACGUAAAGAACACGUCGAUAGCAUAAGAGACCCAGUUCAAGGAGAACCCCAAAUCUUUUCAACCAACGUCACGGUGGUAUCUAACCUGCGAUGCACUGGGUGUGGCCAGCAGCAUAAAUUCCAAUAUUGUAAUAAGUACUCAAGUAUCACUCAAAAGAUAGCACGCUUACGCGAACUACACGCAUGUUGGAAGUGUUUCAGCCCUAAACACCAAACACAGUUUUGUAGAAAACAGAACUGUACACAAUGCGGACGUCCCCAUAACCCCUUACUUUGCCGUCAGAUACAACAAGACCGCAAAGGAGGACCCUGGGAUAGCAAUCACAAAAGAUUCCGCUCCUUGUAUCCAUUACCACAGAAAUACUGGCCUGGCAGCACACGUCAAAAGUGUUAUUCUCCAAGAAGACCAGUCCAGAGCAGAAGUUACUCGCCCAACAAUAGCUUCAACAGAAGGAAGGAUCUCACGCCAAGUAGAUAUGACAAAUCCCCGCAGAGAGUAUCACCUCAACCAUCGUCAAGAAGGCCUGGCGAGAAGAUCACACCCGAACGUGAACACUCACCGCUUCAAAAUCAGCAACGUCAAGUACGAUUCCAUCAUUCGCCUAAACCACGACGUCGCUCCUCUGAGAGCGUGACGGUCAACUUACAAGUACAAGAAAGGCAGAUAGAAGACAACAACGACAUAGAAGACAGAUUCACCGAUACGUUCACAAACAGCAGUGCUGUACGAUUGAUGAUGGUUCCGGUACAGCUUCAAACGGAUCACGAUCAAAAGAAGACAACAGUAAUAGCUCUGUUAGAUUCUGCGUCAGAUCAAUCCUUCAUAACAACAUCACUCGCUCAUACACUAAAUCUCAAUAUAAAGAGCGAAGCUACAAUCAUAGUGAAUACCUUUGGAGGAAAAGCUGAGAAGAGAAAAACUAAGAGAGUAAUCACCUCACUAUUCAACGCGGAAGGAGACUUCAUAAACGUCGAACUUCUGACAAAUGAUCAAAUUACACCCCCUCUCCAGAUGGGGUCAGUACUUCGAGAAGACGAGCUCUUCAUCCGCGAACACCUCUCCGAGGACGAAGUGCUCAGACUCUUGGAAAUGAAUAAUGAUACAGUAAUCCCCGGAAUACUCAUAGGAAUGGAUUACUUCAAUUCGGUCAUGCAGCUCGACGAGCCUGUCCUCCGUCUUCCGUCAGGACUCCUCCUCACGCACACUUUCUUCGGUCCCGUGAUAUCAGGUGCACCUCAAUUUGAUCAUGGACAACAUGAGAGAAGCUAUUUCAGCAAACGGGUCAUCAAUUCAUGCACUAUCCUCGAUUCAAACGGCAAUCAAAUUGACAUAUCGGACUUGUGGAAGCUUCAUACAAUAGGAAUCGAAGAUAUGACUUCCGAUGAAGAAAUAAACAACCAAAUCAUAGCAGAUUUCUAUUCAAAAGUUCAAGUCAAAGACAACAGCAUUUUUGUGUGUUUCCCUUGGAAGCCAAACAAAAUGCGCCUUGCCAACAACUACACACUCGCCUUAAGCCGACUUCAUCAACUAUUCAAAAUGAAGGAGCGUAACCCUCAGUGUUGGAAGGAGUAUUGUACUAUAAUUGAGGAUCAACUCAAGAAAAAAUUUAUUGAAGAGGCCCCCCGGUUCCCCACCGGGAGCAACACGCCAUGCUACUACAUCCCUCAUCAAGCAGUUAUCAAAUCGGAAAAGGCCACAACCAAGACGCGCAUCGUUCUCGACGCCUCUUCCAAAAAGAAAGGGGAACUUAGUCUCAAUGACGUAAUCCAUCAGGGACCUCUCAUACUACCCAACUUAUGUGGCGUUCUCAUCAGGUCAAGAAUAGGAUCCAAAAUCAUGAUAGCAGACGUAGAAAAGGCGUUUCACAUGAUUCAUUUGCAAGAAACAGAAAGAGACGCGGUCCGAUUCUUAUGGCUGAAGAAUACCUCUCAACCCCCAACUCCAGACAAUCUUCAGAUACUGCGAUUUUGUCGACUACCAUUCGGCAUAAACGCUUCACCAUUCCUACUAGGGAUUUCCAUUAGAUAUGGCAUUGAAAAACAGUCAAAUCUCGAUAAAGAUUUUCAAAUCCAACUUAAUGACAAUCUUUACGUGGACAAUGUCCUUCUAACAGACGAUUCGACUCAAUCUCUCCUUCGAAAAUGUCAACUGAGCAAACAGAUUUUCAAUAAUAUGGCAAUGAACCUACGCCAGUUCAUCACAAAUGACGACAUCUGCAAUCAAUCAAUACAACCUUCCGACCUUUCAAACACCAACUCGAUUAAAAUCCUAGGUAUACCAUGGAAUCACAAGACCGAUAUCCUUUCAAUCACUUGUAAACUAAAGCAUUCUUCAACUUUAACAAAGCGCAAAGUACUGCAACUGACCCACUCGACCUUCGACCCGUUAGGAUGGCUUAUACCGUUACUUUUAAAAGCAAAGCUUUUCCUUCAAGACCUAUGGAAACACAAAUACAAUUGGGACGAAUCGCUUUCCUCCCCUCUCACCGAAACGUGGAAAACAAUCUAUGAACAAGCGGCUGGGUUCGUAUGUUCGAUCCCUCGUGUUAUCGCAACUUUCACAAUAAAGCAUCACUGCGAACUGAUGACAUUCGUCGACGCAUCGAUACGGUCGUUCGCGGCAGCAGUUUAUUUACGUACGAUCAAUAGCGACGAGGCUAUCCGGAGCACCUUAGUAAUGGCAAGACAACGGCCGGCUCCGCUCAAUCAACAAGCGAAAACUGUAACGAUCCCAAGACUGGAACUAUUAGCACUCCUAAUUGGAAUUCGCUUAGCAAACUUUGUAUUGAAGGAAGUCCGUCUAGCUCUAAAAGAAAUUUACGUUUUUAGCGAUUCCCAAGUAGUUCUUAGCUGGGUUCAAUCGAAAACAAAAAUGGGGACCUUUGUCGACAACCGCUGUCAAGAGAUCCGAAAAAAAAUGCAGGAGUGGACAGACAAUGGCAUCCUUUGUCAUUUGCUUUACAUACCAUCUGAAUUGAAUCCUGCAGACUGCGCGACAAAAGGCCUAACUAGAGAACAACUGAAGAAUCACAUCUGGUGGACAGGCCCACCUUUUCUACUCAAACCCAGGUCCCAAUGGCCCGAUCUACCAGAAUUUUCGUGGAAAAUAGAAGAUAACACACAAAACUCCAGCGCCGAAAGCAACCUUACCGUUCUAACCAUGAAAUCCGCCAAAGAGCAACAAUCGCCGAUAUUAUUUGAAAGCAAGUUCUCGUCAAUCAGAAAGUUAAAAAGAACAGUGACCCUCGUUUUAAAAUUCCUCAAAAGUGCUAUUUAUAACAAAAUUUCAAUAAAAAAUAAAGAAAUACUCAAGAAUGCUCUACCUGAAAUCGCUCACAUGACAGAGAGUCGGCCUUUGACAUCAAUACAGUCCCUUGACCUAUCACAAGCUGAAAAGCUCAUGAUACGGUACGCACAAAAGACAAUACGAACGCAAAGGUCCACGAAACUACACAAUUUACAAUUAUAUACAGAUCCGAACGGUAUCAUUAGAUGCCGAGGUAGAAUUCAGGCUAAACAUUUAGCUGAAGAAACCCGAGAACCAAUACUUCUUCCAGAAGAUCAUCAUCUUACUGCUCUACUCAUUGAGGACAUCCAUCGUCGAUGCGGACACCAGAGUGUCAAUGGAACAUUGGCAAAUCUCCGAUUGAACUACUGGAUCCCAAAAGGAAGACAACAGGUGAAGAAAUGCUUAAGAGCGUGCUUAACUUGUAAAAAAUGGAAUUCUAAGCCAUAUUUCUACCCGAAUUCUCCCCCACUACCGCAAUCACGAACACAACCAUCGCGACCCUUUCUCCAUGUCGGCAUCGAGCUCGCCGGCCCCUUUCAAGUGAUCGUGGGAGAGAACGCCGAGCAAAAGAAAUGGAUACUGCUUCUCACCUGCAUGGUAACAAGAGCAGUACACUUGGAAAUAGUGAAUAACCUGAGUGCGGUAGAAUUUCUUAAUGGCCUACGCCGUUUUGUAGCGAGGAGAGGAAAACCAGCCCUUAUAAUCUCGGAUAAUGCAACUAAUUUUACUUCAGGAUGCGAAAUUCUCAAAGCUUCAAGCAAUGAACUCGAAGCAUCAAAGCAACAUAUUCAAAAUUCCCUCUCUAACGAAGGAAUAAAAUGGAAGUUUCUCACCCCACUUUCCCCCUGGAAAGGAGGUUUCUACGAACGCAUGAUAGGAAUAAUGAAAUCAAUUCUCAAAAAGACAUCAAGACGCAAGGCAAUACAUGAAUACGAGUUCGCUACAGUGGUACCAGAAUGCGAAGCUAUGGUUAACACAAGACCACUCACUUACUCCGGUAGCACAGUAGACGAUUCAGUCGUUCUUCGACCGAUCGAUUUCAUUAUUCCCUACGCGAACGUGAAUCUUUUACCCUCUACAGAAACCGACUCAGAGGAUCCUGACUACUGUCCUUUCAUCUCGUCGCGAGCGGAAACAACUCAACUCUUUCAGCGACAUACCCGAUAUCUAAACAACUUGUGGAAGUUCUGGACGGUCAACUACCUACUAGAAUUGCGUAGCUUCCAUCAAACGCGCAUAAAGCAAAAAAGUUUCACAAGAAAGCAGCCGCACGUCGGCGAAGUCGUGCUCAUCAUGGAAGAAAACACUCCACGUGGUGAAUGGCCCCUAGGAUUGGUCACAAAGUUAAUACAGGAUCAAGACGGUUACGUUCGAUCUGUUGACCUCAAAACGGCAAAGUCCAACAUAACGAGAUCAAUAAACCUACUCAUCCCAUUAGAAGUAGAAGAUAAUCAAUGCAAUAACAACGACAACGAAUCAAUGGAUACACCACAAGCAUGCGCAAACAGCAGUAAAAAACAUUGCGAGACUAGCGCCCCGCAAAGCAACAAUAUGAACAAUAUGACCAAUCGAACUAGACCGUGGCUACCACGGCGCGCAAAAGAACAAAAGAGCUAUCGCGUGAACGCCAUCCAGUUACAAGACAACUCCGCGCACGCGAGUCGCUCAAGCUUAAAUUGGCAGGGGUUACUCAUGCUCACUUUAUUUGCCAGUCUAUGCGGAAACGCGCACUCGCGAAUGAACACAAAGAACGAACACGACGUAAUCCAAUGCACAAAAGGCGGCGUAAUUAUUCGAACAUACGGUCAGCCAGAUCGAAUGCAGGUUUGCGCGAAUGAUUACUGUAUAGAAAUACAAAAUCCCGACAAAUUAAUUACAGCUCAAUUUCCAGCAGAAAUUACUCUUCAUACUUAUCACGUAUUAGUCAAAACACUGUUAGACAAUUCCACACAUGCCUUUCACUGGGCAUGUUCGCCGAGUCCCUUUUGUGAGCAGAUUCAGUGCACACUCUGCUCCCAAAUGAUAACCAAUCCAGAAUGCUGGCCUCGGCUAGCAAUUGUACUAACCGCUGCGUUAUUCUACACAACGCUCAUAACAAUAUAUUUGCUAUGUCAAACCGUGAGGAAAAUAUCUAGAGGAAUGAGAACCAUAAAAAACAUCUUUACCGCCGCAAAGAAUUCCUGCCCUUUUCAACGAAGACCCCGACGCAACUCAUCAACACAAUCUAUUCCAUUGAUUCAAAUCAAUAACGAAAAUAACAAGAGGUGGAAAUCUUCAACAUUCAUCCGACUUUUGGCCAUCUGCGCCAUCUCCCAACAACUUCACGCAUGCCAACAAGUGAUCCUUGUUCCCUCAAGUAUCAGCCAAUGUAACUCAAGAACUCAUAACUGUGAUAACAUCACUACAAUAAUAGCCAAAUUCAAUACCAUGCAAACCGAACUAUGCUUACAAGCAGAGCACAAAAAUCUUCGUCGACACCUCAUGAAAAUAACGGUGGAAAAACUUAUACUCAAAUGUCAAAAAGAGACACUUUACUUCACUCAAAAUACCGAAACACACGUGCAGUCCCGCAAACGAUGUCCACAUAUGGGCUCUUGCAUAGGAUCAAAAUGCACAGCAAUCUCACCCGACACCCUGGUUAAAGAACUCGACGUUGCUAACAACUUCCCCGGAAUAACCUAUUGCACAGAGUCAUGUGGUGGAUGGGGAUGCUCAUGCGGCUUUCCGUCGUCAGGGUGCCUUUUCUAUCGAAUUUAUCACACCCCAAAAGACAAGGAAAUCUACGAGGUAUUUCACUGCCCCACGUGGCAUGAAACUGUCAAACUCAAAAUCGAACAAACCCAUACUCACGACGCGCACAGAGUAUUCACAGGAGAAAUCAAACCUUACACCAUUCGUACCCUCGCUAACACCAAAAUAGAAGUAACAUCCUUCUCUAGCUCUUCAAUAGCCAUUCAAUACAAACGCUUCCUAACCAACAACAAGACAACCGCAUAUUUAGAUGACGACGCUACAUUUAGCUACGCAUGCACUAACAACCCUUCCCCUUUGAACAACUCCACUUCAACAUGUGCCAUAAAAGACACUUGCAAAUGCAACCCUGCAGAAGACUCAAUAUCGUGCUAUUGCAUGCACAACGACGUCUCACACCUACGCCACUUACCCAAUGUACUACCACUUCCCAUUCCAAAUGGAGUCAUUAUAGCAGGACCGAAACAGAUACCCCAAAUUCAUACAAGUACAUUUGCCUCAGAGCUAGCAAUACACCUUGAUCCAACAAGCUUUCAAAUAGAACAACUGAUAGUGGAUUUCUAUUGCACUAUUAUACCAAUUAGUUUCGGCGGGUGUUACGACUGCUAUAAGGGAGCAGAGGCCAAAAUCAGUUGCGCGGCAGAUGUGCAGCACGCAAUAGCACAGGCGACGUGCGGAACGCAACAGUUCGUACUCACAUGCACAAGACAGGGAAAAACAAACCAAAUACGUCUAUUCUUCAACAGUGCGCGCAUCAAAGAACAAUGUCAAGCCCAAUGCGGGUCUCAAACAAUGAUAUUCGAACUCAAGGGUACCCUAAAUUACAUCACCGGUUUAAGACCCUUGUGGAAUUAUACAAAGCAAUGGAACAACACCAUUCAAGAUGACUACACCUUUGACCUAUCAUUGAACCUUCCAGAUUUUCACCAUUUCCUUGCAAUAUGCAAGGCCUUUUUCCUGUUCACCGUUACAGUUCUCAUCAUCAUGCCGUUUCUCAUGGCUAUCAGCAUAGCGUAUCUAUGCUCAAGUACAACAAAAACAUCAACGCCAGCUUCUCGAUCCUCAACACCGACAUUCCUCCUACCAUUCCCAAUGUCUCUCGCCUGCUCGCUUUUAAUUCUCAUUUUCAAGCGACUCUUCCUUUUAGUUUCUUAUACUAUACGUCUGCCCUUUAUGUUCGUAAAAUUUUUAAUGCAUAAGCUACUCCAACUCUCCACGUUUACCGUAUUUAUCAAUUAA
Haemonchus placei is the source of this 8301-nucleotide messenger RNA. NCBI's taxonomy places the organism in Eukaryota, Metazoa, Nematoda, Chromadorea, Rhabditida, Trichostrongylidae. The record is from the annotation of a GenBank genome assembly.